UGUGCAUGAAUUUUGCUUGUGUACAAAAUUGAAAAUUCAUGUAGCCGUGUCGCUUUUUUAUCAUUAAUUAAAACAGUAUUUUCCUGACAAUAUUUCGCUAUAUUGUGACGUUAUAAUGUGAGACUCUUGCAGACUUGUUAUCUUUUCUUCUUUUCUGUUUAAAUUCAAUAAACAUGUCGGUCAGGGACAAGUGGGUACGCCGGUUUUCUGUUGACGAAACUGCAAAACACAAAAAUGGCUUCACAAUGUACAAGAUUACAUCUGUUCUGUUCCCCCUCAAGUCCCCGGAGGCAGUGACGGUGGUGUCAGUGUGGAAGAGGUACAGCGACGUGCAGCGCCUGCACAAGGCCAUGAGCUCGCUGCAUGCGGGGCUGCACCUCCGAGGCACUUUCCCAGCCCUGGCCAAGAGCAACUACUUCAAAAGAUUCAAUGAGGAGGUAAUAGAGGAAAGAGCGAAAACAAUAAAAGCGUUACUGGAAUUUGUGGCUGAGCACAGGUUGCUGUUCACUAGCACUGAUUUUGUUAAUUUUCUGCAGACAGGUUACCCUGAACCAGAGCCUACACCUGGUGGAGUGAUCAACGCCAUCCGAUCAUCGUUACACUUGCCUAUAGAGGACACACCGCCUCUAGAGUACCAGACCUCUGAUGACGAAGCCAGGACCCCUAGUGCCCAAAUCCCACAAUCUUCACAACGCGCAGACAGCCAACCACAAAUAGACACCAUAGACGUAUCACAGAUACCAAUAUACGAAGCAGCAGACGUCGAAAUCCGGGAAUCACCGAAAACGACCGAACAACUAUCCAAUAGCAACAGCUUCGAAUCACUAAACUCUUUAGAAAGCUUAGGGAGCGAUCUUUUCGAUGAACUGAAUAAAGUUACCAUAGACAGCAAAAAAACGUUUGUUAAGAAAAAUGUGUUGCCAGAUUUGAUAAACUUUGAUGCGCCAUCUACUUCUAAGUUUGAAGAUUAUCAUACUAUGCCAAAUAUGGACGCUGAUGCUGCAUCGUUAAAUUCCUCUACAAAUGAUCCAUCAAGUUCUACUUAUGAGGAUUCUCGGAGGAGUAGUUCUAGAGUGUCGUUGUAUAGCAAGAGGAGUGUUCUGUCCUUGUCUAACGUGGAGAGUAAGACGAGGACGGAGGAUAGUUACAUCUUCGAGGCGGGGUAUAUGCUGAACUUGGCUGCGCGUUGCGAGGACGUGGGCGACUAUCAGAGAGCCUUCGAGUGUUACAAGUCGGGUAUAGAGAAGAUGCUGAUUGGUGUACAGACGGACACAGAUCAACAGAGGCGUGCUUUAAUCAAGGAGAAAACAAAUAAGUACCUCGCGUAUGCUGAAGAUAUAUACAAAAACCAUCUCUGCAAUACAGACCAGAGCCUAUUGCUAGAGAGAGAGGACAGCAUGUCCCGUGUACACUGUGGCAUCCCUCUGUCCAUGCUAGAGAAGCCGUAUGAAGAGCUAUCCUUAUACAGGGUGCUUGCCGUACUAGGAUCCACUAUGAUGCUGGUGCUGAACAAGAAUGAUCACACGUGCUAUGCUAUGAAGGUCAUACAAAAAAUUCCAAACAAUCUAAUGGAGUUCGACGAUUACUUCCAACAAAGGACCAACGAGACCCGACAGCCAAUACUGCCGACCGUCAUACCUUACAUGGUUCCUUUGCACGCCUACGUCGACACCAACAACCUCCUGGUUCUCAUACUGGCCUACGCUCCCGGGGAAAAACUGUUCGAUUAUAUCCAAAACUACGCCAAGUCCAUACCCAAUACACCAGCAAGAGAACUCAAUCUAGAAAACGUUUUCGCCGAACCAAAGAAAAACAAAAACGAUAACGAUUCAAUCGAUGUUACAGACGCUAACGUUAACAUUGAAGCGAAAAUCGCUAGCAAAUUCGGUGUUAGGGAAAGUAAAAUCGAUUCUAAAACAAAAAUCGAUCAUAAUGUAAAUAUCGAUAAAUAUAAAAGCGAUUCAAGUACUGCAAAUAAAGUCGAUUCUACAGUUAAAAUCGAUGUUUUAGGCGAUAUUAAUGAAAAUGUUGGUAAGACUGAUAGUUUGGAUAGCAUGGAGGUUUCGGAACUGGUGAUGAAUUCGCAGAAGUUGUUACUAAAUGUUGAUAGAGCGUUGACGGAUAUACCGAAAAUAUGUCGGAUGGAUGAGGACGGCGAUAUACAAGUGGUUGAAGAGGAACAGAGAGGGGUGAUACGCAAGCAGACAGAUAAAAGUGAUGAAAGAGUUGAAACGCCGAGCUAUGCGAGGUUGUCUCCUCACUUCCACCGUCGCGACAUCUUGCCUCCGUCGGGCGUGUGCCUGUGGGGCGCUCAGAUCCUCACUGCGCUGGAGAGUCUGCACAACGCGGGCGUCAUUUGCAGAGAUCUGAAUCCGUCAAACAUCCUCCUAGGCGAGCGUGGGCAAAUCAUCCUGACCUACUUCCUGAGCUACCCGGGCAAAGACGUGUUCAUGUCCCGGCUACACACGCACACACACGCACACACGUACAUAGCGCCCGAGCUGCACGAGUGUGUGUGCGUGGAGGACAAAGAUGCCUCUCUGGAGAAAGUGUGCGAUUUCUGGAGUUUUGGUGCCAUCAUGUAUGAACUUAUUUGUGGAUAUCCCCUGUCAACAAUGCACCCGCACCUCUGGAGCCACACCGCCAUACAGUUGCCGGACGGCUUGCCGCUAGAGGCGCGCUCGCUGCUCACACAGUUGCUAACAUAUGACCCUGCGGAGCGUCUGGGCAGCGGCGCGGGCGGCAUCGACGACAUCAAGCAACAUCCAUAUUUUCGGCAUAUAAACUGGACUCAAGUGUAUGACUCUUGGGUAGUGCCCGACUGAACACUGGUUCAUUCGGCAGUUCUGAGCAGUGCACAAGAGGAAAAAGUCUGCCACGGCGACCGAUCUCAUAGCAAACCCUGCUACGCAGGAUAUGUAGUGCGCAAUCAGUGUUAUGUGUGCGCAAACAUAAGUGCAGUAUCAUAGUUUCACAUAGGUGAACUUUCCUCACUCUCAUAGUUUCGUGGGACGGCAAUUCGACACGACCGGAGGGAGAUCAGAGUAGGAAUGACAUCGGGUUUCGUCCAGUUUUUUGUUUGUUAUAUACCAGUUGCUAACAAUGACACUGCGGAGCGGACUUUGAUGAAAAAAAAUUUCAGCCAAUCUCAUAGCACACUACCUAACUACGUUGGACAUAUAGUACACAAGUCUGUGCACUGUUCUUUCACUCUCAUAGUUUGUUGGGGCGGCAAUCCGACACGACCGGUGAGAGAUCAGGCGCAGGACUGUCGAUGGCUCUCGCUUUUCAUGUAAAAGUCCGGGUCAGUUUAUUUUUUCAAUAUGCCUCUGUAACAACACCCGUAGGUACUUUCGGCAUAAUUUGACUUCGGUGUAUGCCUCAUGGGUAGUGCCUGACUGAACCAGUGCACAACACUUAGAAGAAAAAAUUCGGCCUCGGCGACCAAUAUACUUGCACAGAAAACUUAUUUUUGGAAUGGCGCGAAAUAUUCUAGCCAAUCAUAGCGCUCGUCCGUCCGCUAUUGGUUGUUGCUUAAGUCCCAUGUUUUGUAUGAAAUGAACACAUUCCAAUUCCCAUAACAUAGGAAUUUUUUUUUAAUAUAUUGGUUGUUAAAGUGGAAUAUGGAUAAUGCUGUCUUAUACCUAACUAACACACAAAUUAAAUGUAAUCAGUAUUAUAAUAUAUAUUUAGACCAGAAGGUAAUUAGUAAAUAAAAACAAUAUUAUUAUUUAUGACAUAUGUAUUUUAUAUGUAUAAGGUAUGGUAAGUAUUAGGUAUGGAACCGAAUUAUUAUUCCAAUCAUAGUUUUAUUCACUUUACAAAACGUUUUAUAAAUUAACAUAAAUUAUGUCAAAAUUGUACUUAUUUAUGAUUACGAGUGCUAUGUUAUAUUCUAGUCGAUUUUAUUUUUAAAAAUUAACUUAAAUGAUUAUUUAAUUUAAGUACAAAGUGAUAUUAUUUAUCUCUUUAGUCUUAUGAAUUUAAAAAAAAAACGUGCAUGUAAUAAAUUACGCAGCCAUACACUUAGUUUAACGACUGGUUAUUUUCCCUCGCAGGCUUAGAUUUUCUUUCCAAAUUUCUAAAAGAAAUUGUUACUUAAUUGUAGUUCAUAUCAAAAUACUGCUUGUUUGAACAGUUUUUAAUACAUGACAAUGUUAUAUUUUAGAUCUUUCAGAAUCAAUCAAUAAAUGAAUAAAAUUAAAUAGGUAGGAUAGUGGAAAAUUCGUCUAGACUUGUGGGUAGAUAUUUUUAUACAAACGACUAAAUAAUGUAUUAUAUUAUUAUUGUAUUUUACUAUUAGUGCAUUUUAUGAAAUUCCAUAAUAAAAAUUGGAUAUGAAUUAAU
Messenger RNA from Maniola jurtina (meadow brown), 4347 nucleotides. RefSeq names its product ribosomal protein S6 kinase delta-1. Bases 174 to 2825 code for a protein of 883 amino acids. Gene Ontology annotation, biological process: protein phosphorylation. Gene Ontology annotation, molecular function: protein kinase activity; ATP binding; phosphatidylinositol binding. The transcript is spliced from 12 exons. NCBI's taxonomy places the organism in Eukaryota, Metazoa, Arthropoda, Insecta, Lepidoptera, Nymphalidae. The record is from RefSeq and is a predicted model, not a curated record.